UUUUUAUGUUACGAUCACAUCAUCAGAAUAUGAUGAAAAACUUAGUGCCUCCCAAAGCUCUUGGAAAUUGCUAAUUAAUCUGACUUGUGUUCCAAGGCUUCUGUGGGCCUCAUCAGCUCUGGACAAUGCUGGCCUUAGCGUUGUGCAUUGCCUAAGCCCAGGUCUACUGUUACUUUUUUUAGUAUGGUAGUGAUAGAAAGUUCAUCAGAAGGUCUCUUGGAAAGGGAUUUCAGAUAUUAUCUCGGAUAUUCCCUAUGCAACUCGGGUUUGUAGUCGUGGUCCUUGGGUUUCUUAUCUGGUUCCUGGCAGUAGGCCUAGGUAUUCUCGGAAUUUCUGUCUUCUUUUGAUGAGUUCAACCUGCUUGUGUCCUAGAAUAUGUUACGGAGAAUACAGGAAAGUUAAUGGAAGUUGAAGGUCAAUAGAGAGGUGGCACCACCUGGUGACAAAGCCACUUGAACUUAGGACCCAGGGGGAGGUUCUCCGUCUCACUCGUGUCCUGAAAAGAACCUCAGCUCAACAGUUUGGGGAGAAAACAGAUCAAAGCACACUCUUUAAGAUGACUAGAAUUAGACGAUAUAUUUCAUCUUCUGGAAUAAUCUGCUGCCUAUUGUGUUUUCCUGGGACUCUCUGCAGAGACUGAAAGAGCACAGCUUUGCAGGCUAAGGUACCUGCCAAGAUGUUCCAGUUACAAGGCCCACAAAUGCUGCAGAUGCUAGAGAAAUCCUUGAGGAAUUUCCUCCCUGAGUCCUUAAAGGUUUAUGGGACUGUCUUUCACAUGAUCAAGGGAAACUCAUUCAACCUAAAAGCUCUGGUGGACAAGUGGCCUGAUUUUAAUACAGUGGUGGUCCGUCCUCAGGAGGAGGAGAUGAGAGAUGACUUUGAUCACUACACUAACACCUACCAAAUCUAUUCUAAGAACCCCCAAAACUGUCAAGAAUUCCUUGGCAGGUCAGAUGUCAUCAACUGGAAACAACAUUUACAGAUCCAAAGUACACAGUUCAGCCUGAAUGAAGCAAUACAAAAUCUUGCAGUUAUUAAUCGGGUCCAGGUCAAGCCAGUACAAUGCAUCCUCUAUUUGGAAUCCAAGAUGGCAAGAAGACUGCUCCCUUCCCUGCCACAGACAAACAAUUUACCUCUUAAAUAUGGAAAACUCAAAACUCUCAAUGAAGACAUGUUUAGCUUCUCAUCCCUCAGUGUAACCCAUGCUGCCCUGGUGAAUAAGUUCUGGCAUUUUGGUGGCAAUGAGAAGAGUCAGAGGUUCAUUGAACGGUGUAUCCAGAGCUUCCCCGCCUUAUGUCUGCUGGGGCCUGAUAGGAACCCUGUGUGCUGGGGUGUCAUGGACCAGACAGGAGAGAUGCGGAUGGGAGCCACCGUACCUGAGUACCGAGGCCAGGGUCUCGUGCAACAUAUCAUGUUUGCCUAUUUUCAGGCUCUGGAAAAACUUGGCUUUCCCAUAUAUUUCCAUACAGACAGAGCCAACCAUACCAUACAGAAAACCAGUAAAAAUAUGCCCUGCAUCCCCAUGCCUUGUGACUGGAACCAGUGGAAAUGUGUGCCUCUGUGAAGCAGCCGUGAACAUAAGACAGUGUUGGGUGGGCUGGUCAUAUAAUUAGAGGAACAUAAGUGUAAAAGGAAAAAAAAUGAUGACCUUCAUUAAAA
Phyllostomus discolor (pale spear-nosed bat) is the source of this 1659-nucleotide messenger RNA. RefSeq names its product glycine N-phenylacetyltransferase-like. Lineage: Eukaryota; Metazoa; Chordata; Mammalia; Chiroptera; Phyllostomidae. The record is from RefSeq and is a predicted model, not a curated record. Gene Ontology annotation, molecular function: glycine N-acyltransferase activity. The transcript is spliced from 6 exons. Bases 677 to 1564 code for a protein of 295 amino acids. Gene Ontology annotation, cellular component: mitochondrion.